Molecule: messenger RNA, 1104 nt
Organism: Hypanus sabinus (Atlantic stingray)
Lineage: Eukaryota; Metazoa; Chordata; Chondrichthyes; Myliobatiformes; Dasyatidae
Product: glucose-6-phosphatase catalytic subunit 1-like
Exons: 5
Coding region: 16-1089 (357 amino acids)
Biological process (GO): gluconeogenesis; glucose 6-phosphate metabolic process
Cellular component (GO): membrane
Molecular function (GO): glucose-6-phosphatase activity
Source: RefSeq, a predicted model, not a curated record
UCUGAGGCAAUAAAAAUGGAGGCUGGCAUGGAUCUGCUCCACAGCUCCGGCGUGGAAAUGGUGCAGUAUCUCCAGGUGAACUACAGGGACUCCCAGAGCUGGUUCACUUUAGUCUCUGUGGCUGCCGACCUGAGAAACACUUUCUACGUUUUCUUCCCCAUCUGGUUCCACCUGUACGAGGCAGUGGGCGUCAAACUCAUCUGGGUGGCCGUCAUCGGAGACUGGCUCAACCUCAUCUUUAAAUGGUUUUUAUUUGGACAUAGGCCUUACUGGUGGGUGCACGAGACUACAUUUUAUACUAACUCCUCUCUUCCAACGCUGCAACAAUUUCCUUUAACCUGUGAGACCGGUCCAGGAAGUCCAUCUGGUCAUGCAAUGGGUUCAGCCGGCGUCUGGUAUGUGAUGAUCACUGCAUUCCUGACCUUUGGAUUACAGAAGAAGCUCACAGGCUUCCAAAAAUGGUGUCUCCAUGUUCUGCUGUGGGCUGUAUUUUGCAUGAUCCAGAUCUGUGUUUGCGCAUCCAGGGUCUUUCUAGCUGCUCAUUUCCCACAUCAGGUUUUCACAGGAGUUAUUUCAGGAAUGGUUGUGGCUGAGGCGUUUGGCCGGAUUAAUGCAAUCUACAAUGCAAGCCUUAAGAAGUAUCUGCAGAUCACUCUCUUGCUGUUCUCCUUUGCUCUGGGUUUCUACCUGCUGUUGAAAGCGCUGGGAGUCGACCUGCUGUGGUCAGUGGAGAAAGCCCAGAGAUGGUGUGCCCAAGCCGAGUGGGUCCACAUUGACACCACCCCCUUCGCUGGGCUGGUCAGGAACAUGGGAGCCUUGUUUGGACUGGGAUUGGCUCUGAACUCACCCAUUUACACUGAGAGCUGCAAGGGGAAGAGAGGCCAGCAGUUCUGCUUCAGGAUAAGUUGCAUUGUGGCCUCGUUGAUCGUCCUGCACCUGUUUGACUCGGUGAAGCCUCCAACGCAGAGGGAAUUUCUGUUUUAUUUCCUGUCCUUCUGCAAAAGUGCCACCGUGCCUCUGGCAGCUGCAGCUUUUGUCCCAUUUUGUGUGUCACAGGUUGUACACAGACAGGAGAAGAAGGAACUAUAAGCGUUUUGCAAAGCU